Molecule: messenger RNA, 3021 nt
Organism: Chelonus insularis
Lineage: Eukaryota; Metazoa; Arthropoda; Insecta; Hymenoptera; Braconidae
Product: tensin-1-like
Exons: 10
Coding region: 708-2426 (572 amino acids)
Source: RefSeq, a predicted model, not a curated record
UGACCAGGCUACUCCCGAAUUGCCUGUACCACGUCUCCUGCUGUAAUCCGUGCCAUUAGUGAUCAUCCUGGCUCCAUCCAUAUCAUAGCCGGAUCCACUGGUAAUGGAUCCGGCCUUUCACAAACCGCCUCCUCUUACACCGAUUACUCUCCGGUGGUAGUUCCUAACUGCAGCUAUCUGUCUAUCAUUCCCUCAGCUUAAACCACUUCAUUCGCACGUGUCUUUUUAAAUCGUGUCUCUAUAUUUUUGCAUUACAAGAAAGGAUACAUGUGUAUGGAAAUUGAUCUACGCAAUAUCUGAUUGUGAUUUUUUUUUUUGGACGUUGUUGUGUAAUAAAACUAAACCGGUCAAACGAAUUGAGUUGGUUAAUUUAAGUAUUUUAAACGAUUCGAAAUUUUUUUCACGUUCCAAAAUUACCGCAAGGUCUGCUUGAUAUAUAUGUGUGCUGUGAUUUAUAUGAGGAGAAAAAGAUAUUUGCGGUUGUUUUAAGGAUACAUAUCGCAAUAUUUAGCUACGAUUCGAAACAGGAUAUAAUACUUGUGUUGAUUUUAAAUGAUGAUUUUUUGAGUUUUAUUUGUAAUGUGAGAUAGAAGAGAAUUAUAUAGUGAGUUCGUUUGGGUUAAUAAUAAUUAAUAGGAUUAAUUUGAAACAUGUGAAAUUGAAUCUGAAUGUGAAGGAGCUACGAGAAUAAGUGAUGUCUACCUAUUAUGGCAGAACCGUUGUCGAAGAGACUCGUCAAGGCUAAGUAUAUGGGUUCGUUUCCAGUAGCGAGUCCCGAAUUCGUCCGUUCGCAGCUCGAAAAUUUAAGGCACAGCGAUCGCUCGACACCUGUUCUUUUGAUUGUUUCACUGGCUGGGAUCAAAAUAUGCAGCCCAGAUGGAAAAAGGGUGCAAAUGGCACAUGCAUUGAGGCGUAUCUCAUAUGCCACUUGUGAACCUCAACACGCGCAGUUUAGUUUUCUUGCUCGAGAACCACAAGCUCAUUUCACCAUCCAGUAUUGUCACUCAUUUAUCACCGAAUCAGCUGAACAGGCCGAGGAAUUAAAUACGAUAGUAGGAAAUGCUUUUCGUAUGGCAUACGUGGCGCAGCUUCAGCGCCAGCCAAUUCUCCAAGAUGUGAUCUCAUCUCACUCAACGACGAUCUACCGGAAAGAUAAUAAAGAAGUAAAAAACGUUUGGAAUAAACCAUCGGGAGGUGACAAUUCAAAAGAGAAUAACGGCGGUGGUGGUGGUGGAGGCGGAGUGGUGGGUGGCUGCAGGACUCCGUCCUCGAAUUCGUGGCUGAAGAGUCGAACGGCGCCCACAUCUCGUUCUGGAAACGGCACAUCCACAGCGGACAUGAACGUUCAACUUGGCAGUGCCGGCUCGCCCACGCUGCGACUCGCCAGCGUAAAGACACCAAACUCCAUACCAGGACUACGACCGUCUCAUACCUUCUCCAAUGUACUAGGGCCGAUAACAAAUCAGGAUGACCCAAAGAGUUUGUCACAACAAAGUACUCCCAGUAGUGAUGAAAGUAAUUCCCCAACGGAACUCAACUCGUACAAAAGGCUUACCGACAAACCACCAUUGAUAAAACGACUCACAAUGGGCCUCACUGGAGGUGUUUUAGGUCUUAAUAGUGAAGACGACAGUUGUCCGCUUGUGAGUGGUAGCAGUACUCCAACUAGUCCAACAAAUAGGCCACAUUCUGGGGGUUACAUUAACGAAGCUAUCAUUGACUCAGAAAAUACUAGAACAAGUUAUAAUAAAAUAGCACCUUCUGAAAGUAUUGAUAAUACCAUCAACUCUUCGAUCACUAAGACUUUUAAUAUUGAAAAUAACAGAAUAAGUCACAAUUCAACCAACUCUGGAGUUGAUACUGAUUUUAAAACGAAACGACGAUCGCAAAUAAGUACUUCAAGUAGUUCUGUACCAGCGGACGGCAGUACUCACGGCUCGACGCCAACUCCACCGCCUCUUCCUGAGAGAACUGAUAGUUUGAAUAAUCGCUGUGAAGAGGGUGAGCUCCGGAAGGCUCCUUGGUUCCAGGCUGGAAUACCCAGGGAAAUUACACUGGAGGUGUUGAGCCAAGAACCGGAAGGAGCUUUCAUGGUACGCGAGAGCACUAGCAAACCUGGAUGCUACGCACUCUCGUUGCGCGUGCCUCGUGAAUUUCAACCUAGUGGAAUUGCUCACUACCUUAUUAUGCGAACGAACAAAGGCUACAAGAUAAAGGGCUUUACCAAGGAAUUUACAACACUCACUUCACUAAUCACACAUCAUUCAGUAAUGCCGGAACUUCUACCAUGUCCUCUAUCUCUGAGUCGUUACAAUCCAAGCUUCGUUAAGACAGAUUCAAAUAAAGACUUUGCCGACAUUGAUUCAGAUCCUGACUACAACACUCUAGCCGAUUUCAGGAAAAUGAUGGCAGAUUUAAAUGUUUAAUGAGCUAAAAGUCAGGCAAAUGAGAAAAAGAAUAAAGUGAUAAUUGUGGCGAUUAAGACUUGAAAGUCAGUGAUAGACUGUAAGAUUAUUAGAACUCAUUAUUUAUAAUUAUUGAAAGAUACGUGAUGAAUUCUUCAGGUCAAAUGAGAUAGUAAAUGUUUUAUAAGAAUUCGCAUUUAAAUUUACUGAAAAUAUUUAAAUAUUACUGCCAGAUGUCUUUAUAAAUGAAUACAUUGUGUGUGGUAAAAUAGAAUUUUUGUGCUGAAUACAUAAAAUACCGCAAAUGUAUUUAUGUGGUUCCGAUAGAUAAACAGUAUAUAAAGUUGAUGUAAAUGUGUUUAUAUGUAUAUAAAUUAUAAUUAUUGUUAAACUUGUCACUUAUUUAAUUUAGACGAUAAACGUGAAAAAUGAAUCAAAGUCUGGAUAAUUAAGUAAAGCCACUAAUUUAGAUUUUUUCUUUCAUUACAUUUGAUAAGAAAGAAAUAAGUGGUCAUUUCUAUUGAUUUAUUAACCUAGUCUUGUACAGAAGUUGCGUAAAUAGUUUAUAUUAAAAAAUUAAAAUUGUAUGGAAUAUUAUGUAUGAAGUAAAAAAAAA